GGGGUCGCUCCGCGCAGACAGCGUGGAGCUGCUGGAGCGAGCCGCUGACGAGAGCAGCAUGGAGGACCCCGCAGCGCCCGGGGCCGGGACCCUGCCUGCUAAUGGCAACGGCAACGGUAAAGGGAAGCAGGCGGCGCCUAAAGGCCGGGAAGCGUUCAGAAGCCAGCGGCGGGAGUCGGAGGGCUCUGUGGACUGCCCCACUCUGGAGUUUGAGUAUGGAGAUGCAGAUGGGCACGCAGCAGAGCUGUCAGAAUUAUAUAGCUACACUGAAAACCUGGAAUUCACCACUAACAGGAGGUGCUUUGAAGAAGAUUUCAAGACUCAAGUGCAGGGCAAGGAGUGGCUGGAGUUGGAGGAAGAUGCCCAGAAGGCCUAUGUGAUGGGACUCCUGGACCGACUGGAGGUGGUCAAUAGGGAGCAGCGACUGAAGGUGGCACGAUCUGUUCUCUACCUGGCCCAAGGCACUUUUGGAGAAUGUGAUUCAGAGGUUGAUGUGCUACACUGGUCCAGAUACAACUGUUUCCUGCUCUAUCAGAUGGGGACCUUCUCGGCCUUCCUGGAGCUACUCCACAUGGAAAUUGACAACAACCAGGCCUGUAGCAGCGCUCUUCGGAAACCAGCCACCUCCAUUGCUGAUAGCACAGAGCUCCGGGUGCUGCUGAGUGUCAUGUACCUAAUGGUGGAAAAUAUUCGCCUGGAGCGAGAGACAGACUCCUACCGGUGGAGAACAGCCCGGGAGACCUUCUGCACUGAACUGAGCUUCUCCAUGCAUAAUGAGGAGCCCUUUGCUCUUCUGCUUUUCUCCAUGGUUACCAAGUUCUGCAGUGGCCUGGCUCCCCACUUCCCCAUAAAGAAGGUCCUGCUUCUGCUCUGGAAGGUAGUCAUGUUUACCCUCGGUGGAUUUGAGCAUCUGCAGGCUCUCAAAAUACAAAAACGGGCAGAAUUGGGUCUGCCUCCUCUGGCUGAGGACAGUAUCCAGGUGGUAAAGAGCAUGCGUGCCGCCUCCCCACCCUCUUACACUCUCGACCUGGGAGAGUCUCAGCUGGCACCACCACCCUCUAAGCUGCGAGGCCGCCGUGGUUCUCGAAGGCAACUCCUCACUAAGCAGGACAGCCUAGACAUCUACAAUGAAAGAGAUCUCUUUAAGACUGAGGAACCAGCUGCAGAGGAAGAAGAGGAAUCUGUUGGUGAUGGAGAACGAACCUUGGAUGGAGAGUUAGACCUACUAGAGCAAGACCCUCUGGUGCCACCUCCACCCUCACAGGCACCCCUUUCUACUGAGCGGGUGGCCUUUCCCAAGGGUCUACCAUGGGCUCCAAAGGUCAGACAAAAGGACAUUGAGCACUUCUUGGAGAUGAGCAGGAACAAGUUCAUUGGAUUCACUCUGGGGCAGGACACAGAUACCUUGGUUGGAUUACCCAGGCCCAUCCACGAGAGUGUGAAGACUCUGAAGCAGCACAAGUAUAUCUCCAUCGCAGACAUCCAGAUCAAGAAUCAGGAGGAGCUGGAGAAGUGCCCCAUGUCUUUGGGGGAAGAGGUGGUACCAGAGACGCCAUGUGAAAUCCUCUACCAGGGCAUGCUGUACAGCCUCCCUCAGUACAUGAUUGCUUUGCUUAAGAUUCUGCUGGCUGCAGCCCCCACCUCCAAGGCCAAGACAGACUCUAUCAAUAUCCUGGCAGAUGUCCUGCCUGAGGAGAUGCCCAUCACUGUUCUCCAGAGCAUGAAGUUGGGCAUCGAUGUGAACAGGCACAAGGAGAUCAUUGUAAAGAGUAUCUCUGCCCUUCUCCUGCUACUCCUUAAACACUUCAGACUGAACCAUAUCUACCAGUUUGAAUAUGUAUCACAACAUUUGGUAUUUGCCAACUGCAUUCCUUUGAUCCUGAAGUUCUUCAAUCAAAAUAUCUUGUCCUACAUCACUGCCAAAAACAGCAUCUCAGUCCUGGAUUACCCUUGCUGUACCAUCCAGGAUUUGCCGGAGCUUACUACAGAGAGUCUGGAAGCUGGAGACAACAACCAGUUCUGCUGGAGGAACCUCUUUUCCUGCAUCAAUCUUCUGAGGCUGCUCAAUAAACUGACCAAAUGGAAGCAUUCCAGAACCAUGAUGCUGGUGGUGUUUAAAUCUGCUCCAAUCUUAAAGAGGGCUCUCAAGGUCAAACAGGCCAUGCUGCAACUUUAUGUUCUGAAGCUGCUAAAAAUACAGACCAAGUACCUGGGGCGCCAGUGGAGGAAAAGCAACAUGAAAACCAUGUCAGCCAUUUACCAGAAAGUACGUCACCGCAUGAAUGAUGACUGGGCUUAUGGGAAUGACAUCGAUGCCAGGCCAUGGGACUUCCAAGCAGAAGAAUGCACCUUAAGGGCCAACAUUGAGGCUUUUAAUAGCCGCCGAUAUGACAGACCCCAGGACUCUGAAUUUUCACCUGUGGAUAACUGCUUGCAGAGUGUGCUGGGGCAAAGAUUGGAUCUGCCUGAGGAUUUCCACUAUUCAUAUGAGCUCUGGCUGGAGAGAGAGGUGUUUUCACAGCCCAUCUGUUGGGAGGAGCUGCUCCAGAAUUACUGACUGAGCUCUUGUCAAAGAGGCAUCCUAUAGACAGGCAUUGGCUCCAAUAUUUGGUGCUCUGCCUACCCUGCCCAUUCAGCCUUUAUUGCCAGCUGUAGGAGAGUUUGUCCAAGGGAGAGCUAGUCCAGGCCAAGUACAUUGAGUGUAGUUGCAGGCCCAUUCUGGGGCCACUGGGCCUGGAGAGAGGGCAAAGCUGGAAUCCUGAGUUGCAAAAAAUUGACCGACUUGCUCUGGAGUCAGGUGGGUGCCCAGCUGGCCUUGGAGUCUGUUAGGUUAGUCUUGGGCAGGCUCUUGUAUGAGACUGUUCCCUGCUUUAGUCUUGCCUAGAACCAAACUAGCCUUUGCUGGCUCCAAGAAGGUGCAGUCAUAAAAUAGGAAGAACAUAUUCUUCUUGCUCACCCUGGAUUCUUCAGACUACAAAGUUUGGCAAAACCAACUUAGAAAUUAAGUCUGUUAUUUUAAAUUUUAAAUUUUGUCGCUCACCUUUUUCUAAACUCAUUUGUUCUAAGAUGAUUGUAGAAUACCUGCACCUUCUUUGUGAAGGAUGUUGAUUUACUAGUACCUAAAUUCUGCAUGUUAUAGAAAGGUAUAUUGUGUAAAGUGUUUUUUCUUUAUUCUCUAAGAGAUCUUAUAUGUUCAAUGUGAAAAUUAUUUCCUUGUGGAGUGCUCUACCACAGACAAUAUGAAGCAGUCGGGCCUCCUCUAAGGAUGUUUUGUGUUUUUCGAAAACUACUUCAGUCUUAAAAUGGCUGAGUACACUGUAGAAAAGUAUCCUUUUCAUCCAAGGAUGAAAUGACAAGUUAACUACAGGAGGUUUUAUUUAUUGGGAUGGCAUGUCCAUUUGCACUCAUGAUUGAUUUAUUUUUUAAUUGAAUGAACAGCAAGAGCAUUUCAGCUUACCAUUUUUCUUCUCUUGUGUUGAUUAAUGAUUUUUUUUUUCCUUUUUACUGCUAGUGGUUACAAAGUGUCUUGUGGAGAUUUAGCAAUACUGUUUCUUCCUAAACGUAUUGCAUAUUACCUGGAAAUAAAAGGAUCGAUAUACCAACCGCUUUAAACCUCCCUUUUACAGUAGAACCGCAUACUUCCCAAUGGAAACAAGGUUUUUAGGAAAGUUUCUGAUUCAAUCAGAGAUCAUUUUAUUUCUCUUCUGUUGCCACAAUUAUGCCAUCUAUAUUUUCAAGUCUUUUUUACUUUACAUGCCUUCCCACCCAACAUAGACUCUACUGAAUCUGUUUUAUCAUGGCACUAGGGCACUUUACUUGUGCCUGGAGGUCUAGUCAAAAUGGCUUAUUUACUCUGGACUUUGUCAACCACAGUCUCAUUUGGAAGUCACAACAGAGUUACUAACGAUAUCCAAAGGAACUAUACCAAAACCCUAGAUAAACCUUGAGUUUUACAUCUUUGUGCUUUUGGGUAGCAGGAUUUAUUUUUAUGUAAAGGUCAUGAAGAAUUUUUUAAAAUAUGCACAUGAAUGCUUUGUGCAAAAAAUAUGCUAAGCUUUAACAUUUCAUACUUUUUUAUGAAUCUUCUCUGAAGGAAGAUUAAUUCUCAGUGCAGAGAAAAAAACUGAGGCUCCAAGGAUAAGCGAUAAGAGUUUCAAAUCACUUUUUUUUUUCUUGCUGGCUUAUUGGGACUAGCAUUCAGGUAUUAACAGCCAGUUCCAUGUGUUAGAGUAACCAGUUUGAAUCUCCCCAUCUGAGAACACGUGUGUGGUUAGGCAUAAAUACAGAUUUACCAACCUCUAGUGGUGAUUGCUGUUACUACAAAAGAACAUUGAAUGAUAGAGGAUUUUUAUUUGUGAAUAUUUCAGUGAAGUUUGUGUUGAUUAUUGUUUAUCUACUGAAGCACUUUAAUAAAAAGAAAUUGAACUGGA
Manis pentadactyla (Chinese pangolin) is the source of this 4430-nucleotide messenger RNA. RefSeq names its product striatin interacting protein 2 (gene STRIP2). The record is from RefSeq and is a predicted model, not a curated record. NCBI's taxonomy places the organism in Eukaryota, Metazoa, Chordata, Mammalia, Pholidota, Manidae. Bases 59 to 2557 code for a protein of 832 amino acids. Gene Ontology annotation, cellular component: cytosol. The transcript is spliced from 21 exons. Gene Ontology annotation, biological process: cytoskeleton organization.